Messenger RNA from Ilex paraguariensis (yerba mate), 284 nucleotides. NCBI's taxonomy places the organism in Eukaryota, Viridiplantae, Streptophyta, Magnoliopsida, Aquifoliales, Aquifoliaceae. The record is from the annotation of a GenBank genome assembly.
AAACAUCAAAGAAUGAAGUCGAUGAAGUUGGAACAAGUGCUACCAUGGUGGUAGAAGACUUGGAAGAAACAUUUCCCACAUGUGUGGAGGACGUUGAAAGUUUUGAGGAUAUACUAGACAUAUAUGAUCAAUUGUAUGAGCAAUUCCUCAAACAACAAAGGAGGGUGCUAGUCUUGAGCAAUAGUGUCAACACAAGUGAGGAAGACCGAAAAACACUGCAUGUGAACUUUGUGAAGUCCAAGGCUCAUUUUUUCAGUCAUGAAGAAGAGAAAAAUUCUCUUUAA